Molecule: messenger RNA, 1224 nt
Organism: Pectinophora gossypiella (pink bollworm)
Lineage: Eukaryota; Metazoa; Arthropoda; Insecta; Lepidoptera; Gelechiidae
Exons: 3
Coding region: 1-1224 (407 amino acids)
Source: RefSeq, a predicted model, not a curated record
AUGCAUGAACUGCUUGAAGCUAAAGCACAGAUUAACAAAUUACUUAAACUGGGAGGCUUUGAACUACACAAAUGGUCGUCAAAUUGCAGUGACGUUUUGCUAGACGUUCCUAGUAAUCAGCAACAAUUAGACGAGAUAGACCUUGAAAAGGAAAAUUACAGUAUAAAGGCAUUAGGCCUAACCAUUGAUGCAAAAAACGAUUGUUUUAUAAUUAAAUCUCCUGAGACAAUAAAUGCUCCGUCCUCAACGAAAAGGGAAAUUCUGAGCCAAAUAUCAAAAUUCUAUGAUCCAUUAGGGUUUGUAAGCCCUAUCGUAGUAAAAGCUAAGGUCAUCAUGCAAAGAUUAUGGCUUGAGAAAGUCGACUGGGACGCCAAGCCACCGCAAGACGUGCAGGAUGAAUGGGUGCAGUUUGCUGACAGCUUAUCUUCUAUGGAGCCUAUACAUUUUAACAGAAAUAUCCAGGUGCCCGCCAAUGCCGAGGCAGUGCAGUUAAUUGGGUUCGCAGACGCAUCCAGCUCGACCGGCUACGGGUGUUGCAUAUAUCUGCGCGUGAUACACGCAACAGGUAAGGUUGAAUUAUCCUUACUCUGUUCCAAGUCGAGAAUUAAUCCACGCACGAAGCCCUUGACCAUUCCCCGGCUCGAGCUCAACGCCAACUUGCUUUUAGCACAAUUGAUGAUGAAAGUAUAUAAUACUUUAACAAUAAAAAUAAAAGUGGAUAAUGUAUUCUUAUUCACCGAUUCACAAGUCGCAUUGGCAUGGAUAAAUACGGAAGUUACGCGAUUGCAAGCCUACGUGUCGAACAGGGUAAGGGUAAUUCAACAAUUGACCAAUAAAUGGCGCUGGCUGUACGUGAAUACACGAGAAAACCCUGCAGAUUAUAUUAGCAGAGGGCUGAGUCCGCAUGAAAUUGCUUCCUGCUCAAUGUGGUGGCACGGGCCGGCGUUUCUGAAAGACAGGGAGUAUACAUUUAAUAACAAUAUACAGUUGCCUGAUGACUUACCUGAAAUGAAGACCAGCUCCGUCUCCUCCAGUGACGUAGUGCUUGUAACUACACAACCAAUCAAAGCAAAUACUGCAAAGCAGCUAAUGGGUUCCCUACCGCAGCAGCGAGUCACAGCUUCCAGGGCAUUCCAGGUAGUCGGCUUGGACUUCGCUGGGCCAGUGCAAGUUAAAAACUCCAGAGAGGACGCUGCCGCUGCCCCGCACCCGCCGCACCAGUGA